Molecule: messenger RNA, 444 nt
Organism: Mercenaria mercenaria
Lineage: Eukaryota; Metazoa; Mollusca; Bivalvia; Venerida; Veneridae
Product: cuticle collagen 1-like
Exons: 1
Coding region: 1-444 (147 amino acids)
Source: RefSeq, a predicted model, not a curated record
AUGAGUAAACCAGCCGGACCUUCUGUGCAGAAGAGGCGAACUCAAACGUCAGAAGUCAAACCUGUGCGAAUGGAAGAGCCUUCUAGAUCAUUAAGAUAUAACCCGGAAGCUGCUAGGCCGAGCCCGACGGAUCGGCCAAUCUGCACUCAAUCUUCUGAAGGUAGCGAAACCACAAGGAUAGACCAACCUAUUGGACCACCAGGAAAUCCAGGAAUUGCUAUACCAUAUUUAGCGGAUCCGCUUGUGCGGACUGAACGCGCUGCUGGACAGCCAGGAAGACCGAGAGGUCGUGCGGAAGGGCCUGUUGGACCUGCCGGACCGAGACGGGAAGCUGGAUCUAAGGAAGAACCUGCUGGGCCGUCGGCAAGCCAAGGAUGUCCUAGUCAUUCGCCUGGGCAGAGAGGCGAAGCUUGGCCUACUGUAGGCAACUUUAGGAGGUCGUAG